AAAAAUCUCAUGCCAAGUCCAGUCACAACAAGAGGGAUCCUCCUCCACAGUUCGAAUCUCAAUCCUACUUAUGCAAGUCCGAUUCAACUACACGCCCAUCUUCUUGGCGCUCGUUCUUCUUCUAACAGCAUCAACAGCUCAAUCAGCCAAUACCCCAUCCGCAUUGCGGUCGAUAAAUCCCCGACAGUCACCCACUGACUCAUACUCGUGCUCGGUCGUUGGGCAGUGCGAAGUAUGCACAGAUUUGGAAAAGAAAACACAACCUUACUGUAAAGAAUUCGGUAACAAGCAACGGAUAAGCUGCCAGUACAACAAGGAUGUGUCCGAUAUAUCUGAGCCACUUCCCAUGUUUAGAGGAUGUCCACGCGUUCAAUGGGUAGAGCGAGCGCGGUACUAUCAAUUCGUGGUGAUCAAUGUGAUUAUAUCCUUACUUGCGGUAGGCGUAUUUUCAUGGAGGCACCGCAAACUUGCUGGGGAACAGUAUCGAAAAAUGGCACAGCGUAUUGGGAUAUCAGUGUAGUGUAGCAUAGCAUAGUGGAAAUUCAAUUGCAAUACCUUUACUCUACCUAACGUCUCCAUCUUGUUAUUGACAAGGCUUACGAUGGUUAAAAAACCAUUUGGCACAAUUUUUUUUUUUAACUAUUUUAACCUCCAUGUCACACAUUCCGUAAUAUACAACUUGGUGUUGCCUGGUUCUCAUGAUAAGCCUGUCGAUUCCCGCCAAAUGUCGUACCGGAAUUAGAAGCUUGCGGCUUUCUCAGGGUCCUUCGGAUAUGAUGUAGCGGAAGUUGGGGGUUCAUAAUUA
This is a messenger RNA of Umbelopsis ramanniana AG, 805 nucleotides long. RefSeq lists its product as uncharacterized. The record is from RefSeq and is a predicted model, not a curated record. Lineage: Eukaryota; Fungi; Mucoromycota; Umbelopsidomycetes; Umbelopsidales; Umbelopsidaceae. The transcript has 3 exons. Gene Ontology annotation, biological process: mitotic cytokinesis. Bases 71 to 520 code for a protein of 149 amino acids. Gene Ontology annotation, cellular component: membrane; spindle; midbody.